CCCCACGUGUCUGUGCGUGUAUUCCGGAAGUGAAAGGACCGAUGGUGUCCGGAGCGGUGCGGGAAUCUGUCGGUAUCGUUCGUGCCCAGCGGCGCGGUUCUGCUCCUCAACAUGGACACGCUGAACAAACUCAAGCAGUUCGAUGCUUACCCCAAAACCCUGGAGGACUUCCGGGUGAAGACGUGGGGCGGCGCGACCGUGACCAUCAUCAGCGGCAUCAUCAUGUUGAUCCUGUUUGUCUCCGAGCUGCAGUACUACCUCACCAAAGAGGUUCACCCUGAGCUGUACGUGGACACGUCACGAGGAGACAAACUCAAAAUCAACAUUGACGUCGUCUUCCCACACAUGCCCUGCGCCUAUCUCAGUAUAGAUGCGAUGGACGUAGCCGGCGAGCAGCAGUUGGACGUUGAACACAAUCUGUUCAAACAGCGUCUGGAUAACGAUCUGAAAGCCGUCACCACCGAGGCAGAUAAACACGAACUAGGUAAGGCUGACGACGGGGAAGUGUUUGACCCCAGCACACUGGACCCUAACAGAUGUGAGAGCUGCUACGGAGCCGAGACUGAAGACCUCAAAUGCUGUAACACCUGUGAUGACGUGCGGGAGGCCUACAGGCGGCGCGGCUGGGCUUUUAAAAAUGCUGACACCAUCGAGCAGUGCAAGAGGGAGGGCUUCACUCAGAAGAUGCAGGAGCAGAAGAACGAAGGCUGCCAGGUCUAUGGCUUCCUGGAGGUCAACAAGGUGGCGGGAAAUUUCCACUUUGCUCCAGGAAAAAGUUUCCAGCAGUCGCACGUCCACGUGCACGCUGUGGAAAUACACGACCUGCAGAGUUUCGGCUUAGACAACAUAAACAUGACCCAUCUGAUAAAACACCUGUCGUUUGGUAAAGACUACCCCGGCAUCGUCAACCCGCUGGACGAGACAGACGUCACUGCACCACAAGCGUCCAUGAUGUACCAGUACUUUGUGAAAAUCGUUCCCACGAUCUACGUGAAAACAGACGGAGAAGUGGUGAAAACAAACCAGUUCUCCGUCACCAGACAUGAAAAGGUGGCCAACGGGUUGAUAGGAGACCAGGGGCUGCCGGGCGUCUUUGUUUUGUACGAGCUGUCGCCCAUGAUGGUUAAAUUCACAGAGAAACACAGAUCCUUCACACACUUCCUAACAGGAGUUUGUGCGAUUAUCGGAGGUGUUUUCACAGUGGCCGGUCUGAUCGACUCGCUCAUCUACCACUCGGCUCGGGUCAUCCAGAAGAAAAUAGAGCUGGGCAAAGCGUCCUAGCACCCCCACCCCACCCCACCCCACCCCCGCUGGCCUCCACGGUGCAACACAGACCAAGACACGGAUACAGAGACAGGAAGAAGAAGAGGAGGAGGAGGAGGAGGGACGGAGGUGAAGAGGGAGAAGUUUGGAAACAGGAGCGAGUGGCUGGUUUCCCCUCCAUCUCCCUCUUCUGUCAGACUGAGCAAGAGAGAAAGAGAGAGAGAGAGAGAGACAUUGAGGUCGGCCAAGUUUCCUCCGUCUCUCUUCUCUCCUGGAAAAAGCACUGGGGGGGGGGCCUCUGUGAAUUUCCCUCUCAUUUAAGUGGAUGACAACAGGACAGAGUGAGAAUCAGACGUGGACACGAGACUUUGUGAAGAGACGAGGACGCCACAUGAAUUCAGACCCCGUCUCCAGGAGCCUCCUUGUGGAAAGGGGGGGGGGGGGGCGUCCCUCCGUCCUGUCACUGUCGGAUCAAUACACUGAAUGUUGGAGAGCAGGUCUGUGGCUGAGAACCUUUAAAAGGAGAACGUCACCCAAAACCUUUUAGUUUCCUUAUCAGCUAAACUGUUGGGACAGAUUGUGUGAUCACUAAAUGAUUGUUUUUUUGUCAAACAUUGUGUUGUAUUAAUUCAUAUGAUAUAUUGUGUAUUUUUCUUAUUGUCAACAAAUUCUCCCGACAGACUGAAACCAGCUUCGGCUCAAAUCGUCAUAUCUGAAUGAAUCAAUGAGCUUCGUGCAAAUUUACUAUGAAAUAAGACAUUUUUUUAAACGUUGAAACUGAAGUUAUGAUGUGUUGGUCAGUGUUGAUAUUGUGUUGGUUUGUGCAAAACAAAUCAGCACGGAGACGGAUCAGAUCUCAGACCUGAUCCAAGGAGGACGGAUGAUGAAACCAGGUGUCGUCUGUGUUUCUAAACUGUGACGUGUCCUCGUCGGUGCCAUAGAACUCCAUUGUUGUUAAAAACAUAUCAAGGAGCCCCAGUGUUAAAACGAGGGACAUGUUCCUUUAUUAUCAUGAACACACACACACACACACAUACACACAACAUUCUGCUGCUAGAGAUCCUCACCCAACAAAUCCCUGACUGUUUUAUUCUGAUUUGAGUGACACUCAUUCAGAAAAUCACAGAGUUUUGAAAAGAUGGUUAAAUUCAUCUUAGUUUUUUGGGUCUUUUCAGUGGAUUUGUUGACAAUAAUAAAAAUAAAGACGCCAGACUCGUAUGUUUUUUGACACUCGCUCUUUAAAGCCGCUCUUUAGUCGAGUCACUUGUUUCGGUUAAACACUGAUCCCAGGUCAUCACAUUCCAGUCCCUCGUGUUUAAAGCUGAGGAGCAUCUGAAAAGUUAAUGAGUUCAAAGUUUGUCAAACAAGCAGAUCGUGAAUCAACACUGUAAAAGUCAGAUUUGUGAUUUAAAGCCACUAUGUGUAGGAUUUGUAUGUAAUUUAACAACCUGAUGACAUUUAUAAAAAAAAAAAUAUAUAUAUAUAUCAUCUGAUUGGAGGUUGUGUUGUUUUCCACUUGUUCAUCUCUGUCCUCUGGUCAGAUCUGGGCUCAUUCGUUUAUCUUACAAUCAAAAUUAUUUCCAUUUUAUCUCCAAUGUUUCACUAGAGGGCGUUUGUCUCCCACCUGGAGCGGGACAACAGCAGAAUUGUUGAAAUGACAAAAAUUAUGUAAUUAUUUAAAGAUUUUGAGCAAUUUCUCAAUUCCGUCUCCCAUGUUGUUUUAUUCAAUCGUCCUCUAGGUGUCACCAGAGUCCUGGUAUGGUGCUUCCAUGUGUUGUGGCUCGUUAAAGCAGCACUAUGCUACUAUUACUGAGCAGCAGCGCCCUCUGCAGGCACACGUGGGUGGUUCAUUCUGUCGGGCUUCACGUACGAUUAAAUGGUUUUCAAGUUUAGAAAAAAACUCAAACUGGAACCCAACUCAACGCUGGAUAUUACCCAUGAUCCCCUGCUCCCUGAACAAAUCCACUAAACUGUUCAGAAUUCUUCAUAUCGUAAAAGUUUCCUGUUGAAUCCUGGAGAUAAACUCUGAAUUUAAAGACGUAUAAGUCCGUAGUUCGCAGCUCGAGCUACGAGACGAGGUCGAACCACGACGCAGUUCAACGUUCGAGUCCGAUCGCCAAUACGUGAUCGAAGCCGUGUUGAGUGUUCGCCCCUCGUUUCCGAUCUGUGAGAUCGAAAAUCUUCAAUUUAACUGGACAUCAACUCAGUUACUAUAAUCAUCACUGUCUUCACAUGAGUUUGUCCCAGUAAUAAUGUAAAUUAAUUAAAAAAUGUCACAUGUUAUUUCUUAUUGUAUUAAAUCUCAACGAAAGUUAAGAAAUUUUAGACUUUUACGAAACUGGAACAUUAUUUUUUAUAUGGUUUCGAUGCUUCUCACUUUCUGUCCUGACUCUUCAGUUGACGUGAUGUAGAGCAGACGUAGUUCACUGUGACGGAGUCUGAAGGUCGUGUGAAGGUCAUGUGAAGGUCAUGUGAAGGUCAACAGGUGUUACGAGUGUUUUGACAUUAAAAAGAAAGUUUGAUGAUUAAAAAAAUCUCUUGUGUGUGUUAAAAGCUGCUGAUGAAGCAGUUUGAUGAUGAAAGUUCAACUGUUGGUUGGUUGUUGCACCUUUUAACAUCUAAAUCAGGGGCAUGGGUUGUGUCUCUGUGUGUCUGUGUGUGUGUGUGUGUGUGUGUGUGCGUGAGAGAGACAAAUGUAUUUAUAUUCUGAUUGUCCUCAGAAUCGUUUUUAAAAUGACUGAAAAUAAAUGUUGAAUUCACCAGCUUCA
Molecule: messenger RNA, 4031 nt
Organism: Platichthys flesus (European flounder)
Lineage: Eukaryota; Metazoa; Chordata; Actinopteri; Pleuronectiformes; Pleuronectidae
Gene: ergic3
Product: ERGIC and golgi 3
Exons: 14
Coding region: 112-1281 (389 amino acids)
Biological process (GO): retrograde vesicle-mediated transport, Golgi to endoplasmic reticulum; endoplasmic reticulum to Golgi vesicle-mediated transport
Cellular component (GO): COPII-coated ER to Golgi transport vesicle; endoplasmic reticulum membrane; Golgi membrane
Source: RefSeq, a predicted model, not a curated record